AUGCAUGGCGUUCUGCUGCAGGACAAGGACAGUGACGGAGAGCCGCAGCUGGAGCCACACAAGGUGCAGCGUGAGGAGAGCGAGGACGCGGGGGUGGACCUGGUCUACGCCCUAAACGACCGGCCGCCCUGGUACCUCUGCAUCCUGUUGGGCUUCCAGCACUACGUCCUGGCGUUCGGAGGGAUCAUCGCUGUUCCACUGAUUUUGGCCGAACCGCUUUGCAUCAAGGACAACAAUGUGGCGAAGAGUCAGCUCAUCUCCACCAUCUUCUUUGUGUCCGGUCUCGCCACUCUGCUGCAGACCACUGUCGGGACGAGAUUGCCGAUCCUCCAGGGGGGUACCUUCAGCUUCAUCACCCCCACACUCGCCAUCCUCGCUCUGCCCAAGUGGAAGUGUCCGGAGCCCCUGGACCCACUCACCGGAGCCGCGACCAACGGGACCCAACAUCAUGACGACGAAGUGUGGAUGUCCCGCAUGAGAGAGAUCCAGGGAGCCAUCCUGGUCUCCUCCCUUCUGCAGAUCUUCCUGGGUUUCUCUGGGCUGGUCGGGUUUGUGCUGAAGUACAUCGGACCGCUGGCCAUUGCUCCCACCAUCAACCUGAUCGGCCUGUCACUCUUCAUCGAGGCAGGGAAGAAGUCUGGCGGACACUGGGGCAUCGCUGCGCUGACGGUGUGUCUGAUCCUGCUCUUCUCUCAGUACUUAAGUAAAGUGGACGUCCCCAUGAUCACAUACAAGGACAAGAAGUGGAAGGUGUUCCAGUAUCCGCUCUUCAAACUCUUCUCCGCGCUCUUCGGUAUGUGUGGCGCGUGGCUGUUGUGUUUCCUGCUCACCGUGUCUCAGGUGUUUCCCUCCAAACCGGAGGAGUACGGCUACUCGGCCCGGACCGACAUCAGCUUGGACGCAGUCUCCAACUCACCCUGGUUCCAUGUGCCCUACCCAGGUCAAUGGGGCUUGCCGACCGUCAGCGUGUCCUCAGUCCUGGGCAUGAUGGCUGGAGUCUUGGCGUCCACCAUGGAGUCCAUCGGGGAUUACUACGCCUGCGCACGGCUCUCUGGCGCCCCCCCUCCGCCCACACACGCCAUCAAUAGGGGCAUCGCAGUGGAGGGAAUCGGCUGCAUCUUGGCCGGGCUCUGGGGCACGGGUAACGGGACCACCUCCUACAGCCAGAACAUCGCCGCACUGGGCAUCACCAAGGUCGGCAGCCGCUUGGUCUUGCAGGCGACCGGACUUCUCAUGAUCGUUUUGGGAAUAUUCGGGAAGUUUGGAGCAGUUUUUAUCACUAUUCCAGACCCCGUGAUCGGAGGAAUGUUCUUAGUCAUGUUCGGAAUGAUCGCCGCGGUGGGGAUUUCCAACCUCCAGUACGUGGAUCUGAAUUCGUCCCGGAACCUGCUCAUCCUGGGCUUCUCCACUUUCAGUGGCCUGGUGCUGCCCACAUGGUUCCACUCCAACCCUGGCAUCAUCAACACAGGGGUGAAGGAGCUGGACCAGGUCAUUGUGGUCCUCUUCACCACACACAUGUUCAUCGGAGGAUUCUUUGGCUUCGUCCUGGACAACACCAUCCCAGGCACAGAUAAGGAGCGUGGCAUUAAGAAGUGGCGGGACAGUGUGGGGCUGGUUCUCACGGACGACUGCAGCGACGUCUCUUGUUACGACAUUCCUCUGUGUGGAGGAGUCCUCAGGCGCUUCCCGAUGCUCCAGCUCCUGCCCUUCCUGCCCUCCUACAAGCACCGGCCCUGCUCCAGCGACAAGGAGCAAAUCUGA
Molecule: messenger RNA, 1761 nt
Organism: Knipowitschia caucasica
Lineage: Eukaryota; Metazoa; Chordata; Actinopteri; Gobiiformes; Gobiidae
Source: the annotation of a GenBank genome assembly